AUGGAGGACGCAAAGAAAGAUCGAGGCUCGUGGCACGGAAAGAAGAGCAGUGUCAGCUCGACCUCCGGCUCUCGAAACAUCCUUGCUGGCAAGUUCGGAGACGCUUUCAAGAUCUUCGAGGGCAAACAUUCGACACCGGUAAUUCGGACUCCGUCUCCUCUAAAGGAACACGACCGCCGCGAUCUGACCCCCAUUGCGGGUUCCGAGGCCACCGACGGGCGAAGUGAUGACGGGCGAGCUCAGGAAGACCAGGAUGACAUGACACCCGAGAUGCGGCGUGACCUGGAGCGACAGCGACUGGCAGAGGAAGAGCGACGUGUCGAACUUGCCCAAGCCGAAUAUCGCCAGCGCAUCGCCAGCAAGCCCCCAGGUGUGACGGGACGCCCAACACCGCCGCCCAAGCCCGCCAGCGGCUCAUCAAGGGCAGUCAGCAUUCAGAACCGAGUGCAGAGCUUGCUGGACGAAGGUCAGAAAACCUCAUCGCAAGUUCAGCGUUCGGCUCAAGGGUACGGCGUCUACUCCGACGCGGCCACUGCCGCUAGUCGGGUCGACAAGCAAUUGCCGGAACUGCCACGAAAGCCAGUCACCACCAAAUUUCGGUCCACUCCCCCACCGAUCAGCUCUCAAGACAUUGUCGUCAACAAGCUGAGGCAUCCAGCUAGCGAGCCUCUGCCAAUCAACAGUCGGCCCAUGACGGGGAACAAGCCGCCGGCGCCCCGCAAGCCGGAACACCUCAACAGCGUGCCGACGGGGGGUGCCGCCGCCUCUCCGCCGAAACGGUCUCAGCUGCCAGCCAACGAGCAGCUCGUAGGCACGGACAUCCCUGGCCGCCCGGUGCUGGACAUGACGGCCAGGGAGAAGGAUGACUACGUCGAGGACUUCUCGAAGCGGUUCCCCAGCCUCAGCGCCAUCGAGAUGGUUGAGCGGGACAUAGACGCCGAGCCGCGCGAACGACCUGGGAGGUAG
Verticillium nonalfalfae is the source of this 966-nucleotide messenger RNA. RefSeq lists its product as uncharacterized. The coding region runs from base 1 to 966 and encodes 321 amino acids. NCBI's taxonomy places the organism in Eukaryota, Fungi, Ascomycota, Sordariomycetes, Glomerellales, Plectosphaerellaceae. The record is from RefSeq and is a predicted model, not a curated record. The transcript has a single exon.